AAUUACCUUGCCCAAGUUGAUUUUGAUGAAUCACUCUGUUUGAGUCUUGCCAACGCCGCUAAGUGGACGGCAGAUAUGCUCGAUUUGCUUCUCCGAAAACUCGAAGCAUUAUCUGAGAAGUCGGGAAUUCCUAUAAAACUUGAGAACGACCCUGCAGCUGCUAAUCUGGAAACCGUCUUUCUUCGAUUAGCUCAUAUGCUAAAAGAUAAUGGGGUGAUCAGAAAUAUAGAGACUGCCAAGUACGAUAAGGAACAUUAUGUCAGACGUGCCCCAAUUACUCCUGGGGUCAUAUGGUACAAGCGAACAAAGGCUAACGAUAGAGCUUCAGUUCUUCUUCAUCUUAUUGCUCAGGUGGAAGAUGAUCAUGAGCGGGAAAAAAAAGCAGCUGAAGCAGAGGGAAAGAUGCUCGCCCCUUCAGUUUCAAAAUGUUUCAUUGAAAAACAGACCGAGUUGGUCAAGAAAUUUCCGGUUGAGGAAUUGUACGUUGAAGCCGAAGAGCUCGUUUCAAAAAUUUGCCCUAUAGAAGAGAAGACGCUAAUGGGUAGAGAAAUCAGAAUGUAUAUCACCAAGACUUGUCGUGCUAUGAUUGUAGAAAGAAAAUGUUUUUGGCAACAAUAUACAGAG
Messenger RNA from Striga hermonthica, 624 nucleotides. NCBI's taxonomy places the organism in Eukaryota, Viridiplantae, Streptophyta, Magnoliopsida, Lamiales, Orobanchaceae. The record is from the annotation of a GenBank genome assembly.